AUGGCUUCUUCUUCCUCCGACUUUCCUCCGCUUCCAUCUUCCUCUGUGCUUGGCCCGUCGCCUGCGGGUCUAUCCUAUGCGGCUAACGUCUCGGCUUCUUCCUCUUCACCGGCUCCGUUUCCGAUGUCCUUCUACUCUCCCGGAAAAAAGCUUUCUUUCAAAGCUGACGAUCUUUCGGAAGGGAAGACUAUCUGGACUUCGACUUUGAUCGGCUAUUCGCUAGGUCCCAGACCUUAUUACGAGCGACUACUCAAAGCUAUGCAAAAUCUAUGGCCUUUAAAAGGUUCUACGACUCUUCUAUCUCUAGCCGAUGGCUUUUUCUUGCUUAAGUUCUCUAUGGUGGAAGACCUUGAGAUGGUUCUUUCGGGAGGGCCGUGGUUUCUGUUGGGAAAGCCGUUCAUUCUCCAGCGUUGGUCCCCUAGGUUCAAGCCGAAGCGUGAUGAGGAUGCGCCUAUUCCGAUUUGGAUCAAAAUCGUAGACUUCCCUCUGGUGCUCUGGACUCCCACUGGCAUUUCCAAGAUCUCGAGCUAUAUAGGUAUACCAAUUUCAGUUGAUGCUCUUACUGCAAAUCGUACCAGACUGACUUAUGCUCGGGUAUGUGUUCUUAUUACCAAGGAUUCUGCAUUACCUGAUGAAAUUCCUCUUGAAAUUGAUGGAGAGGAUUUAGUUUUAAAUGUUAUAUAUGACUGGAAACCUGAAAAGUGUGAAGGCUGUGGCUCUAUUAUACAUCCUUAUUCUCUAUGUCCCAAAAACCCAAAUCCUCACCCGAUUCUCCCUCCCCAGCCGCCUAGGAAUAGAGGCCGAAGCUCCUCUAGACCUCACUAUACCAGACCACACAGAUCACCUUCUAAAAAGCCACCUACAAAAAUCAACAAUGCUGUUAUCACUAUCCCAACCCCAGCUCUGCCACCUACUCCAUCUCUUCCAUUUCAACCUUCGGCUACCCAGUCCGAUGCCGUCCAGUUUGUUGACACCCACACUAUUCCAACCUCCCAUCCUGUUCUGAUCCCUCCAACAUCCUGCUUGGUUACGUCGCUGGCUAACCAGCCUUCUUCCUCUCGGCAACCUCCUGUAACUGACCCUUUGCCAUCCUCGGCUAAUGCCUCCCCUUUACCUAAUCUAAAUUCUCCUACAGAAGAAACUUCCUCUUCUGGUCUACCAGCCUCCCCCCGACUUUUACAGCCCCCAAAAAUUCCUCUCCUAAACAAGUUUGCUUCCUUGCAAACUGAAGAACACACAUCUCAUGAUACUUCGGAAUCCUUUUCUGAGACUGAUACCAACUCCGGCUUCAUCGCUGAGAAAGACCAGUCCUCUAUUCAACGUCUCUUGAACAAUGUUGAACAAAACCAUCACAACACUAGAUCCACAGCCGACAAAGGGAAAUCUCCCAGCAAGUCCAAACCUCCUAAGGGAAAAUCGGCCAAGAAGGCCAAAGCUCACAACUUUUAA
Dendrobium catenatum is the source of this 1449-nucleotide messenger RNA. RefSeq lists its product as uncharacterized. The transcript has a single exon. The coding region runs from base 1 to 1449 and encodes 482 amino acids. Lineage: Eukaryota; Viridiplantae; Streptophyta; Magnoliopsida; Asparagales; Orchidaceae. The record is from RefSeq and is a predicted model, not a curated record.